Molecule: messenger RNA, 2398 nt
Organism: Cercocebus atys (sooty mangabey)
Lineage: Eukaryota; Metazoa; Chordata; Mammalia; Primates; Cercopithecidae
Gene: NAA80
Product: N-acetyltransferase 6 (GCN5-related)
Exons: 2
Coding region: 1336-2196 (286 amino acids)
Biological process (GO): protein acetylation
Cellular component (GO): cytoplasm
Molecular function (GO): acetyl-CoA binding; N-acetyltransferase activity
Source: RefSeq, a predicted model, not a curated record
GGAUCCUGGAUUUCCUCCCUCCAGACCAAAGGGUGCAGCUGCUGCCGAGGUGGCUGAUGCAGCUCAGGAGAGGUAAGGGAGCCAAGAGGCCCCCUCUGGAGCAGGUGAGUAGAAGGGGGGGGCCCAGCUGCCCGCCCACCACUAGAAAACCCCCAGCGUAGACCUGCCUGACAGCAGGACCUUGGUUAAGAUGGGAAAACAGUAGGGUUUGGGCACAGGAGGCCUAGGCCCCCAACCUGGUGACCGUUGGACACCCUGUGUAUAUAGGAAGGAAGCUGUGGUCCUUAUCUAGGGUGCCUGCGAAACUCAGGCCAGUGGGGAACCAAGCCUGCAGAGGCAAUACUGCUGUGUGGCUGUGGACCAGGCCCAGUGCUGGUGCUGCUGGGGUCCCAUCUGAGGGGACAGUUGGGUCUAUAUCCAAAGUGUCCUGAGAUGGGCAGAGUUGGGAAGGGGGCCAGGGGCUCCAGGCAGGGAAGGCAGUCAAGACAGGCCAAAGCUCAGCCUGAUGGUUGCAUGAGUGGGGCCCCAGGAUCCACUAAGGCCGUGGGCAUAGCCCAGGUAGUUGAAAAGGCUGGGAGCUGGAGGAGACUCAGAACAUAGGGAGAAGAAAGGGACAGGAAGACUCCUGGGGCAGUUUUUCCUAUGGAGGGAACCUUGAGGUAGGUUUGAGCAGGGGGUAUAGUGUCUGCUUUGCAUCUUCUAUCCCAUGCCCUAGUGGUGGACUGGGAGGACUACUGGAAGACAGAAGGCCAGCAGGUGGAUUGGGUCGGCUGUUUUAUAGACCUGGUGGUUACAGGCCCCCUGUGAGGGGAGGUCCUGAGGAAGACAAAUUUGUAGCCAGAGCAGGCUGGGGCCAGAACUCCUAGGUUCUGUCCUAGCCUUAAGCAGCUCAUCCAUCACUCCCAGCCUCCCUCCAAUGUGGGGUAGACACCUGGAUCUAUCUGCCCUGCUCUAUAGGGGAUGGGUCUCUUCCAGGUCACCUGUGCCAUCAGGUGAGUGUGGGACAAAGUGCAGCCCACCACUCCCCAGUUCCAGUAUGCAUGGUCCCCCUCGCACUCUGUCAGCCUUUCCCUGCCCCAACCCCACCCUCCCUCCUGGCACAGCCCAGCAUGGCUGUUAUCUACAGGAGGAGAGCCACUGUGGUCUGAAGAGAUGCCACUGCCUGGAGACUGGGGUCUUAACCUCCAGCCUGGCACUGAGCCACCUGCAACCUAGCAGCAGGUGACCUUGGCUCCCAGCCUGACUCAGCUGAACCUGGAUCCUGUGCAUAGGCAAGAGCUGACUCUGAGCCCUGGCCCAGCCAAGCUGACCCCUACACUAGACCCUACACACCGGAUGGAGCUGAUCCUGAGUACCAGCCCAGCUGAGCUGACUCUGGAUCCUGCGUGCCAGCCAAAGCUGCCCCUGGAUUCCACAUGCCAACCAGAGAUGACCUUCAAUCCUGGCCCAGCUGAGCUUACCAUGGAUCCUGAACACCAGCCAGAGGAGACACCAGCUCCUAGCCUGGCUGAGUUGACCCUGGAGCCUGUGCACCGCCGACCCGAGCUCCUGGACGCUUGUGCUGACCUCAUCAAUGAUCAGUGGCCCCGCAGCCGCGCCUCCCGCCUUCACUCCCUGGGCCAGUCCUCAGAUGCCUUCCCCCUCUGCCUGAUGCUGCUGAGCCCCCACCCCACAUCUGAAGCAGCACCCAUUGUGGUGGGCCAUGCCCGCCUGUCACGGGUGCUGAACCAGCCCCAGAGCCUCUUAGUGGAGACAGUGGUGGUGGCCCGGGCCCUGAGGGGCCGUGGCUUUGGCCGCUGCCUCAUGGAGGGCCUGGAGGUCUUUGCUCGGGCCCGGGGCUUCCGCAAGCUGCACCUCACCACCCAUGACCAGGUGCACUUCUAUACCCACCUGGGCUACCAGCUGGGCAAGCCUGUGCAGGGCCUGGUCUUCACCAGCAGAUGGCUGCCUGCCACCCUGCUUAAUGCCUUCCCCACAGGCCCCUCUCCCCGGCCACCCUGGAAGGCCCCAAACCUGACUGCCCAAGCUGCCCCAAGGGGUCCCAAGGGACUUCCAUUGCCACCACCCCCUCCUCUACCUGAGUGCCUGACCACCUCACCCCCAGUUCCAUCAGGGCCCCCUUCAAAAAGCCUGCUGGAGACACAAUAUCAAAAUGUGAGGGGGCGCCCCAUAUUCUGGAUGGAAAAAGACAUCUGAGGCCAUCCAGGGCAAGGAACUGUCUUUCUGGGUCAAUAGACUGCCCUGGACAGUCUACAAACCUCAGCCCACUGAUCAUACCUCAGCCCCCUAGCCCUUGGGGGGCAGCUUUAGCCUGGGCAUGUUUCCUGGGUACCAGUGGGGCCAGGAGGUGGCUCUGGCUCAGAGCCGUCAGUGUGGCUGAAUAAAGCCUCUGUUGGGU